CACCUUAAAAGGUGUAUGUAUAGUUGCUUCUUAUAGUGAGGUGUUCUUAUUGUGAGGAAACUUUAUUUGCCUUGACAGUUGGAAGCUAAUGUGAGUUGUCAUGAAACUUUUUUUAUGAUGAAUGCCUUUUUAUUCCAGUGCCUUUCUUAAGGAACUAAUUAUGGUUGAAACAACAGAUAACAUAUUUCACAUCAAUCAUCAGAAUCAAUAAUUACUUUCCCAAAUUAUAAGUCUCAACUGUCAAGACAUUCAAGGAUACCUCAUUAAAAUAAGGAUACUUCAAUUGGAGGAGCGACUAUGCAUACAGCGCCCAGCACACUAAUUUAUGUAAUGAAGACUUGGUAUACCCGCAUACCAAUUACAGAGGUCGCUGUCAGCAAACGUCAGCUGGAUUGGAAAUUGGAAUGCAACAGGGACAGGGUCGGAGUGAGAUUUGGGUUAAAAACCUUAAAUUUUUUGAACUAUACACGUUUUGUGACCUAGAGAUUUCAAUGCGUGUAAUACUUCAGUAAAUAGAUAAUGUAUUGUUUCUUCUCAAAUUUCGUGGAAGAUUAAUUUGUGAGUAGGAAAUUGUAACACACAAAGCAUUUCAUAUCAAGAUUCUUUGCCACUGCCAGUGCAGAUCAAAAGUGAGAAAUACAUUGCUAAAGAAUUUCUAUCACCAUGAAUUUUCAAUACUUGAAUCCAAUCUGUACCCAAGAGUGCAUUGAUGAUAUUGUUGAAGGUAGGUUACAAUGCCAUUGUGGUGAAGAUGGGAUAAAUGAGUGGCACUGGUCAAUGGUCUCUACAAAUGCAAGAGUUCUGAAUAAUAGCCGAGAUAUAUUAUUCCAUCCAUACAUCAGUUCAGGAACUGGAGCUGCAAGAGGAGAUUUAGAGCUAAAACCAAACUUUCAUUAUUAUUGGGAGAUAAAAAUGUUGACAAUGCUAUAUGGAACUGAUGUGAUGGUUGGAGUUGGAACAUCUGAUGUUGUACUGAAUAACUGGAAAUAUAAGGCAUGUAGCAUGUUGGGCAUUGAUUCCAGUUCUUGGGGAUAUUCAUAUAGAGGUAUCAUACAACAUGACAAUGUCAGAAAAAGAUAUGGAUCUAAGUUUGGAUUUGGUAGCAUAAUUGGUGUACAUCUUGACAUGUGCAAUGGAACUUUAGAAUAUUACCUCAAUAAGAAACCUUUAGGUAUAGCUUUUACUGGUCUUAAACAAUUCAAAUUAUACCCCUUGGUGAGUUCCACAGCAGCACAAUCAGCUAUGCGCAUAUCACGAACAUAUGCUGAGAAACCGACACUCCAAAUGUUAGCAUUGGUGGUAAUAUGUGAACAUUCCGCCCUGUAUAAGGUGUAUGAAGAAAUCCCGGGAUUAUAUAAGCUAUAUGAGAGUAAAUAUAGCUGGAUUGUUCCAAAAACUGAUGCAGAGCAAAAGUAUAGAGAAACAAAAGAAGAUAAGCCUGUUGCCUAUAAAAGUCACCUUCGAGGUAGCUGUUGCGUUUUUCAUCACAUUCCUCAACAGUACACUCACGGAUGUCACAAUCCAAAUUUUACAACUGGCGGCAUGAACAUGGCUCAUCGCCAUAGAGACUACUCGGCUCCAGUUUAGAAUGACAUGUUCUGUUCCAUCAUCUGCUAGAUAUGGAGAAGUAGCUGUUCCUAACGUGAUCAGUAAUGUUUUUAUAUAUGUUCGAUUUUCGUUAAUAAACAGUGGUAUCAUGCAUUGGCAGGUGCAGAUCCAGGGGGGGAAGGCGGGCGGGGUUCCUUCCGCCAAAAGCCUCAGACUUGCAGGAAAAAAAUGAGGAAAGGGGAAAGAACAAGAGACCACAAUGUUUUUGUUUGACAACUCAAAAUAAGUGUGCAUUCUGUUCUUUUAAAUUACUUACUACUUACUAGAAUAAGCGCAAACGGAUCCGCGUCUAUGCAUCGAGGAGAAGUCAUGCAAUAAGUAGUGUUGAAAUGAAUUGUGCAACUCGAAAUUAACAACUGAGAUCUGGAAAUACUUUAUAUUAACCUAAUAAAAAUCUGAAAAAGUUGCACCUCUUCAUCUUCUGAACACGAAACAGUGGUAGUAGUGUUCGUUCGUCCGACAACAGACGGCCAACCAUGGACAGCUGUUUUGGUGCUCUUUGACAUCUCUUCAGUUUGGCGUAGCUUUCGUUGCGGUUAACAACGGAUGAAAGCUGACCAACUAUUCAGGGUAUACGGUCUAUCCAAAUAAGACAACAUAAAGUGCCAUCUAUUCAUAGGAUCGACCACUGCGAAAAUGAAAACAGCCGCUGUCUAUUGGAACUGUAUGUUAGUUCGCAUUGUCAGUACGAAACACCUGUCCAUGGUUGGCCGCCUGUGGCCGGAAGAGAGUAGAUAAGAGUCUCUCAGCUCUCGUUCGUUGUCCACCAAGACCAAGUCCACAUGUUGAAGAGUUGCCACAUAGCUAGAAACAACUGUACAAUUGAUAUCUCAAACUUUAUAAUUGUUUACUACUAUUAAAAAAAUAGCAUAGAAUGUAUUUUAGAUCCGAGUGACUUUUUUGUUGAUGCAAUAUUGUAGUUUAAACCUAAAUAAACACCUUAUAUGUAUAUCGAAGCAGUCGCGCAGGCAUAAGCCUAAAUGCCGGAGCACCGCGGCGGCUAUGAUGAUCCCAAAGAAAUUAUGUUAAUACGAUUUUUGAAUUGCCUAAGGUUAGUAGAACUGCAAAAAGCUUCCUCUUGUAGAUUGUUCCAAUCUCGACACCCUCGGGACAAAGGAGCGGUCGUAUCGGCCAGUUCUGGAUGUACGAAGUUUGACACAGUUAGGAUGGAACGCCAAAGUCAGGCGGGUCUGUCUGGCAGGCACAUCGCGCGGCGGCAUCAUGGAAGAGAGCUCUGAGGAGCAAAGCCCGUUGGUGUAGCGAUAGAAAAGAGCCAGAUUACCGACGGCUAGCCGGUGCGAAAGAGUCCCGAGACUGUCUGUUAAAGAAGAGUCAUCGAUCAGUCGGACCGCCCUCCUCUGGUCAGCAUCGAGCAUGGAUAAUGUAAUCGGGGCGGCAGCACCCCAAACGUGUGAGCAAUACUUGAGGCUAGGCCUUAUCUGGGCCUUGUAUAGAGUGAGAAGGUCAUUCGGAGAAAAGUACUUCUUAGCCCUAAACAAAUAGCUUUUUCCCAGCAGCUGCAGCUACUGGUGAGAUGUGUUCAUGCCAGAUCAGGCCCUCGGUGAUCUGGACUCCGAC
Molecule: messenger RNA, 3186 nt
Organism: Acanthoscelides obtectus
Lineage: Eukaryota; Metazoa; Arthropoda; Insecta; Coleoptera; Chrysomelidae
Source: the annotation of a GenBank genome assembly